Messenger RNA from Cotesia congregata, 4533 nucleotides. Lineage: Eukaryota; Metazoa; Arthropoda; Insecta; Hymenoptera; Braconidae. The record is from the annotation of a GenBank genome assembly.
AUGAGUGGGACUAAUGAACAUGAAUCCAAACUGGACGAGACCCUGGAUCCCAUCAGACCUCUGUCUAUAGGAACUGGGGAAAUGUCAUAUAUUUACGGAAGAGACCCGAGUAUCUUGUCAUAUGGACAACGACCUGGACCUUCUGUAGAAACGAAGAAAAACCUGUAUUCGGUGUACGAGGUUGAGGAAACUGUUGCAAGUUUGGACGUGUCAUCGGCGCAGACAAUAAAGGUUUACUUGAGGUUAAAGCCAUUCAACAAAAAUGUGAAGCUUACAGCCCAGGAGGAAGAUGCUUACCGUAUCACCAGUUCCUCGACUUUGCUUACCAAGCUACCCAGUCAAGAUUCACAUUCCUCUAUCAGGUCAUCGUCAGCUGACUUGGUGUGUCGGAAGUACAUCUUCACUGAAACUUUUGGCCCUGAAGUUUCGCAGGGACAAUUUUUUGAACGGGUUUUGCAACCACAAAUGCCUGAUUUUUUGACAGGACAAAAUGCUACGAUUAUGACUUAUGGUACAACAAACUCCGGGAAAUCAUUUACUCUCCAAGGUACUGCUAUGGAACCCGGCCUAAUUCCUCGAAGUCUAGAGCACAUAUUUGCAAACAUCAACCCAAAAGAAGCACCUCACUUCAAACCACUGAAUCACAGCGAAGUGGUUAAAUUAUCCUCAUCUGAAAAGAUCUUGGAAAUAGAGAACAAAACCAAACUGCUGACCUACGGAUCAACAGAUCGAAAUCAAUAUAUAAACGCUUUUAAAAAAAUGCAACAAGUACUUGAAAAAGAAGUUCCAGAGUUUCGAGCUCGCGAGUCUACAGACGCUCACUGUGCAGUCUGGGUCUCGUUUGCUGAAAUUUAUAAUGAGACCAUUUACGACCUACUGUCCAAUGAUACAUCCAAACGCCGUCCAAUUUUGAAACUCGCGACUGACAACCAAGGCGCGACUUAUAUCAAAGGAUUGAAGUCAGUUUUUGUAAAUUCUAGCUGUGAAGCCUACCAAGUCUUGAUGGCCGGACAGUAUAAUCUAAAAGUAGCUGCUACAGCAUUGAAUGCGCGUAGUUCACGUUCUCAUUGUAUAUUCACUAUCAGGUUGUUGCGAUAUUUUUCUGAAAAUGAUAUUAAGUCUGUCGAGAUGAGCACGUUCACUUUCUGCGAUUUAGCUGGCUCUGAACGAUUGAAGAAAACUCUAAACAUUGGAGAUCGUUUGAAAGAAGCGCAAAAUAUUAAUACGAGUCUAAUGGUUUUGGGACGUUGUUUAAAGUCUAUCUACGAAGUACAGACAGUGAAGCAGCAGCGUAGUGAAGUAAUUGGACCGUUCCGUGAGUCAAAAUUAACCAGACUCUUCCAGACGGCUUUGUCUGGCAAAGAACCAAUUGCCUUGAUUGUAAAUGUAAACCCAUCGCCAAAUUUAUACGUUGAGACGCAAAACGUCCUAAAUUUUGCUGCGAUAGCCAAAAAAAUAAUCAUCCAACCAAAAUUGAAGAAAACUCGCAGGUCAAAGACCAGAUUUUCGCAUCUUGUUUUACAAACUAAAAAUACUAUCACUGAUUGGGACGAGCCACCUACUGAAUGUGACCUUGAAAGUAUUGAUGAUCAAUCCUCCGUUGAAGACAUGGGAUACGUACCAGCUGAAGACUACGAACAAGUGCUGGAAGAAAAUGAAAAAUUGCGCAAAGAAAUUGCUCAGAUAAAAUCUGCAGCAUUUAAAAAAGAUCUGGCUACGCGUGAGGAAAUCAGCAAAUAUUACAUGACGACUAUCAAGAAGAUGGAAGAAGACCAUCAAGCUAGGUUGCGUAAUAUAGAAGCCGAGCAUCAGACUCUUCAUGAAUGGGAGCUGGAUAAAGUUGAAACUUUCUAUCAAAACAAACUGCAGGCAGUUAAAUCCUAUAAAAGGAAACGCUCUGAAGAUUAUGAUGAUGAAGAUGAUGAUGAUGAUGAUGACAUGGACACAAGCAAAGGUGAAUUAGAAAUACAAGUACGGCAACUUAAUUCAAAAGUUGAUGAACUGAAGGAUAAAUUGAAGCAAGCGUUGAAGGAAAAAGAUGAGAUAUUAGUUCAGAAAAAUUCAGCUACUUAUGAACUCAGUCUUGCUAAAGAAGAACUUAAGACAACUAUGAACGUUGUUGUGGCGUUAGAAAAUUCACAUGUCAAUGGAAAAAAUGAAGCUUACAUAGAAGAACUUAAACAGCAGCUCAGUGAUUGCGAAAAGAAGAAGAAACUUCAUGAGUAUACAUUAAAUGAGGCUAAAAAAGACUUUAUUGAAAUGAGAAAUGAAAUUGAUAGCAAAAAUAGCCAGAUUAAUAAAUUGGAGAUUGAAUUGGCGCAUAAAGAUGAAGAGCUCUGUGACUUACGGCAAGAGUUUCACAAUACUGAAGAUACUCUGAGCCAGAAAGAAAUUAUUCUUAGAGAGUAUGAAGAGAUUAUUGAUAGUCAGAGCCAGAAACUGCUGAAGCUUAAGGAGGAGCAUGAAAACUUGAAACAAUUGUAUAAGGAGAGCUCUAAAGAAACUGUCCUGGAAAUUCAGGAAAGAAAUUCUGAUGCUAAUGAAAUUAUUGGUGACCUGGAAGAUAAAUUAGAGGCUGCUGAAAAUGAAAUUGUUUUGUUGAAAGAAAAAGUAGCGGAUAAAAUUGUUAUGAUUGAUGAACUUGAGCGUAAGCUGAUGGAGUCUGAGGAUAAUUGUCAUGAUUUGAAAGAACGGUUGGAUAAAAUUAUGGAGUACACGAUGGCUAAGCCAAAUACUUCUGUUGAAGAGGAAGUUGCUACCCAGACCAGCCCGGUUAAGGUUGGCAAGGAUGAUGUGAAGGAGGUUAAGGAAGUUUGUGAUGGAAAUAGUCAGACUACUUCACCGAGCACUGCAAGUCAGAGCAAUCAGACCAGUUUUAUUGAAUCAGUUGAUCAUAAAUCUCUUCAGACGUCGUUUAGUAUUGAUAGUGACAGGGUAGAUGUUAUUGAAAGCCUUUUGGAGGAAGAGAGGAAUAAAUUCUUUGAAAUGGAGGCCAAGUACAAAGAAGAACUGGAACGUGUGACGGAACUGUCUGAUGAGUUGGAGAAUGUGAAGAAUCGGUUGGUUAAAAUGGAAGUAGUGGAAAAAUCUAGUGAGUUUAAUGAAAAGAAAAUUUCAGAGUACUUGGCUGAGAUUGAGACAUUAAAGGCGACUAUUGAGGAACUGGAGGGGCAAAAUGAAUCUUUGAAAACUUCUAGGGAUUAUUAUAGGAGCGAUCUUGGUAAUAUUGAAAAAGAGCUGUCGGAAGCCAAGAAGAAGGUUGUAAGAUUUACGAGUGAAUUGAAUGAAAAGGAGAAUGUUAAGGCUGAGCUGGAGAGGAAGUUGGAGGAAUACGAGCAGCGUGUUGAAGGUCUUAGAGAAGAAAAUGUUAAAUUGAUGGAAUUGAAAGAAGCUUGUGAAAGCGAGCUUAAAAAGAAAGAAGAAGAAUUGGCUGAAGCGAGGAAUAAAAUUGAUUUUAUUAAAAAUGAUUUGGAGGUUAAAGAACGUCUGGCGAGUUCAGUUGAAAAGGAACUGGAGGCUAAGAAAGAAUUGGAAAGGCAAAUUGAAGAGUUGAACGGAGAAAUUAAUCGAAUUAGUGAAAAAAAUAAAGUACUGCAGAAGUCGAAAGAGGAGUCGAAUGCUAUGGAUAAAUUGAAGGAAGAAUUGUCUGCUAAGCAACAAGAAUUGGAGAAAGCUAAGAAGGAGUUAGAGGGAAAGAUUGAAGAAUUGGAGAAGACGCUGGGAGAGAAGGAUAGAGAGAUUAAUGAUCUUCAGAAAGAAAUAAAAGACUCGAUUAAGUUACAAGCUAAUGAUGUCACUGAGAAGGAGUUGAAGUUGAUGAUUAAAGAGCGCGAUGAAGCGAAAGAAAAGUUGUCUGAGCUUGAUAAAUUGAAUAAAAAAUUACAGACUAAAAUUAAUAACAUGGAUCGUGUAAUUGAUGAGCUUAAAAAAGAGGUUAAGAAGUACAAAGAAGAAAAGGAUGAAUUUAGUAAUCUUGAAGCUAAUUAUCAGAAGACUAUUGAAGGUAAAGAACACGAGCUGGAAACUUUUAAAAAGCAUCAAGAAGAAACGAUUAAGAGGUAUGAAAAUUUAGUUAAAAGUAAAGAUGAUGACUUGGAAAAGCAGAAAAGAGAAGUCAAGAAAAUGCAGGAAACUUUCCUAGUCAAAGGCCACAACACGCCUAGAGAUGACUUCCGGGCUCCUUCCAGUGAUCGAUCUCAGUAUAAAUUAAGAGAAAACAAGCCUCCUAAAGAAGAAACUUCUGAAGAUGAGUCUGUUACCGAACGACGAGGCAGGAGAGCGCGCAAAGUACUCGAACCAACUUCUCCCAUUCCGAAUGUAACUAUCGAUGAAAUAUCUGAGACAGAAUCAACGAGAUCUCUUCGUAAAACAACAGCUAAAGCGUGUCCGUCAACGGGUAGAAAAACUCGGGGAAGAAGAUUAUAUACCGCGGUUGAAGACGGAGUAAUAGCAAUCGAAAUGACUCCUGAGAAUGCACCGUCCCCAUCGCCAACUCCAUCGACGCGCUCUCUAAGAACGCGUAGGAAUAAAUGA